Molecule: messenger RNA, 747 nt
Organism: Eriocheir sinensis (Chinese mitten crab)
Lineage: Eukaryota; Metazoa; Arthropoda; Malacostraca; Decapoda; Varunidae
Product: U-scoloptoxin(16)-Ssd1a-like
Exons: 3
Coding region: 74-406 (110 amino acids)
Source: RefSeq, a predicted model, not a curated record
UAUUCAGCGGGCAGCGCGGUGCGGGCAGUCAACACCCAACACCCACAGCCUCGACAGUGCCCACAGUGCAAGGAUGGGGAUGCUGCGAACCGUGCUGCUGGCCGAGACCGUGCUGGUGCUGCUGGUGCUGCUGCCUCAGGCCAGGGCCGCCGUAUCUUUAGGCGAAGCCAAUCAUCCAGACUACCCGGGCCAGUGCUACAUCGAGGGGAGCGGUGCUGUGAAGGAAGGUCACACCUGGAACUUGCCCAACUGCGUACAGGUCGCCUGCGGCAAGCAAUCAGAGAACAACAUGUUUGUCUAUACAUUUUCGUGUGGCGUCCGAAUACCGGCGCCAGGCUGCAUCAUCCACAGGGACGAGUCGGCCCCUUACCCAGACUGUUGUGGCGAUCAAUUCUGCCCUAAUUAGCGGCCCAGCCAACAUGACCCUGCCCAGCCUACACCGUCCUGCCGACCUAGUGUGACCUUAUCGACCUCAAUCACGUUAUCCUACCUGACUUGGUCUAGAUUAUUUGUUCAAGGUGAAACACUGCGUUGACUGAUGAUUACUUUUCGAAUUGGAGAUGGUUUGGAAUAUAACAAAAUUACAUCGACCGUCUUAUCAUCCAGCCUCAGCCAGCCAACCCUAUCCUAACCUAACCUGAUCUAACACACACGAUUAGGAUCUUCAGGCCCGCUUGUUUGUCCACUAUGUAUGCAUAUUUUUUGUCUUAUUCAGAUGCUUUGAGAUUAAAUUACAUGACAAUAGCA